AUGCCUUCUGCACGAGCAGUUCCGAAUGCCAUCCGUAACUGCGCGCAGGUUGCACAGAGCCUCAAACUCUAUGACUGCCUCAUCAAGGUAACUCGCGCCGGGGCCAAGAAGACCGCCUUAUUCUGGCUGAGUUGCUACUUGAAGAAUGCCAGCGGUCUUCACAAAGAUGGGAUACUCGAGUGUCCUUUACUGAGCUACACAAAGUUUCAAUUUGAUCUGAUCGCCCAUUUCAACUAUGAUCCCGACAAAGACGAGCUCCGAUGGGAGAACAAGGCCUCUCAAGGCGUCAUGGUCAAAAAUGUCGCAGACGGUUGCACUUCUUCAUUUGCAGUUCUGAGCCACAAUAGCUGGGUGACUGCCCUUCUGGCUAUGCAAUCGGUGAAAUUUGCAAACCAAUCUGAAGCUUCUGGGGCCGGUUCUAAAUCGCCGUCUAUGACCGCCGCUACAUUCACGAUUGUGCGCAAGGAGAAGUCGGAGGACGAUGAUGAUGAUGACCCUCAAACGGCCACGGAAACCGAUUCUGAUACCGGCAUGAAUACCGAUGACGCCACUGAUAUCAGCGACGUCCAUGAUAUCAAUGGUAACAAGGACGCCAAUGGUAACAAGGACGCCAAUGGUAACAAGGACGCCAAUGGUAACAAGGACGCCAAUGGUAACAAGGACGACGAUGAAGACGAUGACACUGGUUCGACUGUGUAG
Messenger RNA from Penicillium soppii, 699 nucleotides. RefSeq lists its product as uncharacterized. Bases 1 to 699 code for a protein of 232 amino acids. Lineage: Eukaryota; Fungi; Ascomycota; Eurotiomycetes; Eurotiales; Aspergillaceae. The transcript is spliced from 2 exons. The record is from RefSeq and is a predicted model, not a curated record.